UUGGGUUGCAGAGUUGUGUUAUUCUUAGUCAAGGCUGUCUGAUCCCUCUGUGUUGUUCUGAUUGGUUUGGGCAAAGUUAAUGCCCAAUUUGUGUUAGAUUUACUUUUUGUAGAUCUCAAAAAAUUUGCCAUUUUUGUGCUAAACAUGGGAAGCUGAUACAUAAACCGCACAAGAAACAACACAAAAGGGAGCUGAAUAGUAGCAGCUCACGGCCAGUAGCGUUGACACAUUACUUUUGAAACUCUAAAUUAAGAAAGAGGUGAAGCAUAUUAAAAAAAACUGAUAUGGGCCUUAAGGAUUCUAAAAGCGAUACUUAUCAUGGUGAUGGUUCAACUGCCUCAGCAGCAGUUUUAGAUGGUGGUCGUAUGGAUGGUUCCACCACCACAAUAGGUGUAGCUUGUGCAGACUCCGGAGGCUCCCUAGUAUUAAUAUUGGGAGACUCGCAAGGCAAAGAUCAACAAUCAUUCAUGGAGUCUCUUCCCGCGGAUAUCGUACAAGAUAUCCUCUCUCGGGUUCCAGCUGAAUCUGUUUUAGGGUGCAAAUUAGUUUGUAAGAAAUGGGUGAAACUCAUCCGGGGAAAUCACUUUGCUAGUAUGCACCUCAGGCGCCUGCUUAACCAUCUCCACGAUGGGGACGAAGAUAAUCUAGCUGCUAAGGUGGAGCCAGGUCUCUUUUUUGCUGGUCGCACCGACGAUCCUGACGUCUACAGAACUUUACUUUUCCAUGGAGGACAACUAAUUGAUAGGAUUAACAACGAUGAGAAAUAUAUCUACAAUCAAAAUCUGAAAAGGAUCUAUCAUCCUCGUAUGCACCAUAAACCUUUACAUAUUCACUUGGUUGGCUCCUGCAAUGGUUUGGUUUGUGCAUUUCAACACCACCAUUUGGUUAUAGAUCCCAUCUAUAUCUGCAAUCCUCUUACCAGAGAAUAUGUGUAUCUUCCUCAACUAGUUGUAAACGAAGAAGACCUUGUUGAUCCCGAAUUUUUUCGUAUAGAAGGAGGAGUGGUUAGCAUGGUUAACCAAACUGCAUGCGGGUUUGGGUACGUUAGUUCAACCAAUGAGUACAAGGUUGUUAGAAUCCAUUACGUCGAUUAUGAAGAAGGAAUUGUUGAAGUAUACACACUUGGCAGUGGUUUUGGGUGGAGAGCGAUAGGUGAGAUUCCCUAUCGACUGGAUAUGUCGUGGGAUGGUAAGGGUAUUUGUGUAAAGGAUGCUAUUUAUUGGACUACGUACAACAAAGUUGUGAAAUUCGACUUGGCUAAGGAAGAGUUUCGGUUGCUGCCUGCCCCUCCUUGUAUGCAAAACCUUCAGAACGAAGAUAAAUGUGGCCUUGUAGCGCUUGGAAGGCAGUUGUGUUACUAUAUGGACAAGUUACGCAUAGAAAUCUGGUCCUUGAUGGAAAGUAGUGACUCGAAGGAAACCUGGCGUAUGGAGUGUGAUUUUGAUUACGAACCCGUAGUAGGUUCUCGUGAAAGUCACUUUUUGCCAAUUUUACUUGCGAAGAAUGGGCAAAUCAUAUUUUUAUAUGAUGAAUCAGUGCUUUAUUGUUAUGACAAGACAACAACAGUUUUGAAGAUGGUUUCCAACGAAGCGUCAGCCGAUUAUUUGGAGUGUGUCGAAGCAGUUGCUCACGUAGAUACCUUGGUAUCAUUGGAAGCCAUGGGGGAAAAUUCAAAGAGAUACACGGUUCAUCCAUGUGGGGUCGGUACUCCAUGGGAUCAUGUUAUCGAUGAGUUAGACCGAGUUGCUCUGGGUGAGGUAGACCGAGUUGCUCUGAGUGAGGAAAUUGAUACGACGCGUUUCAGGUUCAGGCGAGCAUAAAGAUUUGUCCUCUCAUUUCAAUUGUGAUGCAAGAAAUUGAUACGACGCGUUUCAGGUUCAGGCGAGCAUAACGAUUUGUCCUCUCAUUUCAAUUGUGAUGCAAGGAUUGUUUUGUUUGAUGGUUUUUUUUUUUACUUUAGCUCUGGUUGUGUCCCCCCCCUCACUAUUACAUUAAAAGGUUUUUCUUUUGGACACUUCAAUUUUAUAUUUUUCCGUCUUAUCUAA
Molecule: messenger RNA, 2045 nt
Organism: Papaver somniferum (opium poppy)
Lineage: Eukaryota; Viridiplantae; Streptophyta; Magnoliopsida; Ranunculales; Papaveraceae
Product: F-box protein At3g07870-like
Exons: 4
Coding region: 285-1820 (511 amino acids)
Molecular function (GO): protein binding
Source: RefSeq, a predicted model, not a curated record